AUGAUGAUGAUGAUAAGGCACAAAGCCAACAUGGCAAUGGUAUUGGUUCAGGUUGUUUACGCAGGAAUGGCAUUGCUCUCAAAAGUGGCCAUCUCUCAAGGAACCAAUCCUUUUGUCUUUGUUUUCUACAGACAAGCCUUUGCAACUAUUGCCUUGUCCCCUUUCGCAUUCUUUCUUGAAAGCGCCAAAUCCUCCCCUCUAUCUUUUGUCUUGCUCCUCAAAAUAUUCAUGAUCUCCUUAUUCGGACUCACGCUGAGUCUAAAUCUCUAUUAUGUGGCAAUCGACAACACGACGGCCACCUUUGCGGCAGCCACUACCAACGCCAUCCCCUCUAUCACCUUCGUCUUGGCUCUCCUUUUCAGAGUAGAGACGGUGACAUUGAAGAAGUCACACGGAGUGGCCAAAGUAUUUGGAUCGGUGGUUGGAAUAUUGGGCGCAUUAGUGUUCGCUUUUGUGAAAGGGCCAAGUUUGAUCAACCAUCAUACAAGCAAAACCAUCCCAAUCGGCGGCGUUCCAUCAACAAAAGAUUCCGUGAAAGGAUCCAUCACUAUGCUCGCAGCCAAUACCUGCUGGUGUUUGUGGAUUGUCUUGCAGGGCAAAUUGAUGAAGGAAUACCCAGCAAAGCUGCGAUUAGUAACACUUCAAUGCAUGUUCAGUUGCAUGCAAACCGCAGUUUGGGCAAUCGCACUGAACAGAAGUCCAUCAGUUUGGAAGAUCGAAUUUGGCUUACCUCUUCUCUCCAUGGUUUAUUGUGGCAUUGUGGUGACUGGGUUCACAUAUUGGUUGCAAGUAUGGGCGAUAGAGAAGAAAGGGCCAGUAUUCACAGCACUUUACACUCCAUUGGCCCUCAUCAUUACUUGCAUCGUCUCGUCUCUCCUUUUCAAGGAGACACUCUACCUUGGAAGUGUGGGUGGGGCAUUGUUGCUGGUAUUUGGACUAUACAGUGGUCUGUGGGCUAAAACCAAAGAAGAGGAUAUACAAAAACAUGAGGAAAAGCAAAGCAAACAAGAGUUCAAAGAGGUUGUCAUUGUCUUGGAUUGCGUCCCCACGCAUCGCUAG
This is a messenger RNA of Arabis nemorensis, 1059 nucleotides long. The record is from the annotation of a GenBank genome assembly. Lineage: Eukaryota; Viridiplantae; Streptophyta; Magnoliopsida; Brassicales; Brassicaceae.